This is a messenger RNA of Etheostoma cragini (Arkansas darter), 1787 nucleotides long. It is a transcript of the gene gpr183a, whose product is annotated as G protein-coupled receptor 183a. Gene Ontology annotation, cellular component: membrane. The transcript has 2 exons. Bases 201 to 1340 code for a protein of 379 amino acids. Gene Ontology annotation, molecular function: oxysterol binding; G protein-coupled receptor activity. Gene Ontology annotation, biological process: G protein-coupled receptor signaling pathway. NCBI's taxonomy places the organism in Eukaryota, Metazoa, Chordata, Actinopteri, Perciformes, Percidae. The record is from RefSeq and is a predicted model, not a curated record.
UGCAGCAUAGACCGAUCUUGAUUUCUGUUUGUCAUGCUGCUCUCAUUCAGGACAGUAUGGUUUAAGUGCUGCCAGGACAGCCCUUAUGUUUAAGUUAACUUUUGCACAAAGGGUUUCAUAUCUUCUGGAUUAAUGUGACUACAGCAAACCUGACGAAAAACAUAUUCCAUUUGUGAGAUACUGGUUCCUAAUAUAUCAAGAUGGGUUCUAUUGCUGUACCUGAGACUUUCACCAUCCCAUCCACCAACAAUGAAUCUAAUAAGCCUACCUGUGACACUCUAUAUGCCCACAGGGCCUAUGCCAGGGUCCUCAUGCCUCUUUUCUAUAGCACUGUGUUCUUGGUGGGGCUGCUCGGAAACUGCCUCGCCCUCCAUGUAAUCCGUCCCAAUCUGAAAAAGAUCAACUCCACUACCUUAUACUCCUUAAACCUGGUCAUCUCUGACAUCCUCUUCACCCUCUCUCUGCCUGCGAGGAUUGUCUACUAUGCUCUGGGCUUCCACUGGCCUCUGGGCGAGGCGCUGUGCAAGAUUUCGGGCCUCAUCUUUUAUGUCAACACCUACGCGGGGGUCAAUUUCAUGACGUGUCUCAGUAUAGACCGUUUCAUCGCCGUGGUCCUGCCUCUGCGCUUUGGCCGAUUCAGGAAGGUCAGUAACGUGCGCUACAUUUGUGUUGGUGUGUGGCUGCUGGUGCUGGCACAGACCCUUCCCCUUGUGGGCAUGCCUAUGACCAACACGGAACCUGAUGGCUUCAUCACCUGUAUGGAAUACCCCAACUUUGAAACGGUCAACCACAUUGCCAAUAUAUUGAUUGGCGCCGUCUUCCUUGGUUAUAUCGUGCCUUUGGUGACCAUCCUUUUGUGUUACUCUGUCUUGUGCUCCAAACUCCACUUCACAGCCAAGAGCAACCAUCUGACAGAUAAGUCUGGCCGGAGCCGCAAGGCCAUCGGUGUGAUCUGCUGCGUAUCCCUAGUGUUUAUUAUCUGUUUCAGCCCCUAUCACAUUGACCUCCUGCAGUACAUGAUCCGCAAGCUGGUGUUCAGCCCUGAUUGCGCUGAUCUCACGGCCUUUCAGGUGUCACUGCACAUCACUGUGUGUCUGAUGAACUUCAACUCCUGUUUGGAUCCUUUUAUCUACUUCUUUGCCUGUAAGGGCUACAAGAGGAAACUUCGGAAGCUGCUGAAGCUACAGGUCAGCAUGUCCUUCUCCAGUGCAGUGAGGACGUCACCUGAAGGCUCCUCCAAGGAUGUCAUGGAUGGCAACAAGAUCAAACUUAACAGUUACAUGUUAGAAGAUGCAACCAGCGCGAGACUCACAGACAAGAGAUAUCACCGAGAAGAGUAAAUGAGUAAAACGAACUAAGGCACCAAGAGUUACACAAGAUGAGAGGAUUUUUUAAGCAUUGGCCUACUUUACUCAAGACUGGUCAAAUUGUGUCCCAAACAAACAGUUUCGAAACACUGAAAUGGACUCAUCUAUGCGAUCAGGGACUUUAAGCAGCUACACAGCAUCCAAAGACAUAGAAAUACAGUUCAUUUUUAUAUUUUUACCAUAUUACAUAAGAGAGGUUUUCUAAAAGAGCAUCUAAAAAAUUACUCAGAAUCUCAAGAAGGAAAAUCGAGCAUGUCCUGUGUUUACAUAUUUCUCAGGAAAGCAGAGUUUACUGAAGCAAGGAAAUAAAGGAUACCUUUACAUAAAGCAUGCUUGUCUCCUGCAUAUAGACUGAGCAUGUUGGAAGUGGACAGUCGAGUUGACAUAAAUUCCUACUUGCAUUCAAAUUUCUAUGGACUU